GCCCACCCCGCGGGCGCGCCUGUUUCUCGCUCGCAGUCGACCGGCGCCUGGCCCGGGACCGCUCGCUCGCCGGCUCGCUCGGAGCGCGCAGCCUUCUCGGCCGCACGGAGGACGCGGCCCGCGCACCCAGCCCACCGCCCCGGCCCCGCGCCACCGCCCGCCGGGGUCCGAGCUCCGAGCGCGCACGCGGCUCCCCGAGCCUCCGGGGCGCGCAGCUGGCGGGCAGCCGCGGGGAGGGCGGCGGCCGGCUGGGGAUGGGCGGCCCGGCGGCGCGGAGGGGCGGCCGGGGGCUCGGCGCGCUGCUCCUGGUGCUGCUGGCGGCGGGCUCCCCCGCGGGCGCCUACAACCUGGACCCGCAGCGCCCCGUGCGCUUCCAGGGCCCCGCCGGCUCCUUCUUCGGCUACGCGGUGCUGGAGCACUUCCACGACAACACGCGCUGGGUCCUCGUGGGCGCACCCAAGGCGGAGUCCAAGUACAGCACUUCAGUGAAGUCUCCCGGGGCCGUGUUUAAGUGCCGGGUCCACACCAACCCAGACUACAGAUGCACCGAACUGGACAUGGCUCGAGGAAAGCACCGGGGUGCGUCUUGUGGGAAGACCUGCAGGGAAGACCGGGAUGAUGAGUGGAUGGGCGUGAGUUUGGCCCGGCAGCCCAAGGCAGAUGGGCGUGUUGUACGGUGUGCACAUUCCUGGAAGCACAGACACUUUGCUGCGCUACAUCUNNNNCCCCAUGGCUUCUGUUACAUCAUCCCACCCAACCUCCAGGCCAAAGGCAGGACGCUGAUCCCCUGCUAUGAAGAGUACAAGAAGAAGUACGGCGAGGAACACGGCUCCUGCCAGGCUGGGAUGGCAGGCGUCUUCACCGAGGAGCUGGUGGUGAUGGGGGCCCCAGGCUCCUUUUAUUGGGCUGGGACAAUCAAAGUGCUGAAUAUCACAGACAACACCUAUUUCAAACUGAAUGAUGAAACAGUCAUGAACAGGCGAUACACCUACCUGGGUUAUGCUGUUACUGCCGGUCACUUCUCUCACCCAUCCACCAUGGAUGUGGUAGGCGGCGCCCCACAGGAUGAAGGCAUUGGAAAGGUUUAUAUUUUUCGAACUGAUCGAAGAUCGGGUACCUUAAUUAAGAUUUUUCAGGCGUCAGGUAAAAAGAUGGGCUCUUACUUCGGCUCCUCCUUAUGCGCAGUUGACCUGAAUGUGGACGGCCUCUCCGACCUGCUGGUGGGGGCCCCCAUGUUUUCUGAGAUCAGAGACGAGGGGCAGGUCACCGUCUACAUCAACAAAGGAAAUGGAGCCAUGGAGGAGCAGCUGGCCCUGGCUGGGGAUAGUGCCUACAAUGCACACUUUGGGGAGAGCAUCGCCAGCCUGGGCGAUCUGGACGAUGAUGGGUUCCCAGAUGUGGCCAUUGGUGCGCCCAAGGAGGACGACUUCUCGGGGGCGGUUUACAUCUACCAUGGGGACGCCGCAGGGAUCGUUCCUCAGUACUCAAUGAAACUGGCUGGGCGGAAGAUAAGUCCAGUUCUACGGAUGUUUGGCCAGUCCAUUUCAGGGGGCAUUGAUAUGGAUGGAAAUGGCUAUCUGGAUGUAACGAUUGGCGCCUUCAUGUCUGACAGUGUGGUUCUUUUAAGGGCGAGACCCGUCAUCACAGUGGAUGUCUCCAUAUUCCUCCCUGCCUCUAUCAACAUCACAGCACCUCAGUGUCAAGAUGGACUUCAGCCCGUGAACUGCCUUAAUGUGACUGCCUGCUUUAGCUUCCAUGGCAAACACGUUCCAGGAGAAAUUGGCCUGAAUUAUGUGCUGACAGCAGAUGUGGCCAAGAAGGAGAAGGGCCAGUUGCCCAGGGUCUACUUGGUGUUGCUGGGGGAGUCUGUGGGUCAGGUCAUGGAGACGCUGCAGCUGACCCACAGGGAGGAGACCUGCCGUCACUACGUGGCCCACGUGAAGCGGAGGGUGCAAGACGUCAUCAGCCCCAUCGUGUUUGAAGCUGCCUACAGCCUGGGAGAGCACGUGACCGGGGAGGAGGAAAGGGAGCUGCCGGCGCUGACGCCCGUGCUCCGCUGGAAGAAGGGACAGAAAAUCGCCCAGAAGAACCAGACUGUUUUUGAAAGAAACUGCCGUUCUGAAGACUGUGCUGCUGACCUUCAACUCCGGGGUCAGCUGCUGCUCUCCGGCAUUGAUGAGAAAACCCCAUACCUUGCACUGGGGGCUGUGAAGAAUAUCUCCCUUAACAUGUCCAUCACCAACCUCGGGGAUGAUGCCUAUGAUGCCAACGUAUCUUUCAACGUGUCCCGAGAGCUCUUCUUCAUCAACAUGUGGCAGAAGGACGAAAUGGGCAUUUCCUGUGAACUGCUGGAAUCGGACUUCCUAAAGUGCAGUGUAGGAUUUCCUUUCAUGAGGUCAAAGUCAAAGUAUGAAUUCAGCGUGAUCUUUGAUACAAGCCACCUGUCUGGAGAGGAGGAAGUUCUUAGCUUCAUCAUUACAGCUCAGAGUGGCAACGUGGAACGCUCAGAAUCCCUGCACGACAACACACUCACGCUGAUGGUGCCACUGGUGCAUGAAGUGGACACGUCUAUCACUGGAAUCAUAUCUCCAAGCUCCUUUGUGUAUGGAGAGUCUGUGGAGGCAUCCAACUUCAUUCAGCUGGAGGAUUUGGAGUGUCAUUUCCAGCCCCUUAACAUCACUCUUCAGGUCUAUAACACUGGGCCCAGCACUCUGCCGGGGUCAUCUGUCAUCAUCUCUCUCCCCAAUCGAUUGUCCUCUGGAGGUGCAGAGAUGUUCCAUGUCCAAGAGAUGGUGGUGGGACAAGAGAAGGGAAACUGUUCUUUCCAGAAAAACCCAACCCCUUGCAUCAUCCCUCAAGAACAAGAAAACAUCUUCCAUACGAUAUUUGCCUUUUUCACAAAGUCUGGAAGAAAAGUCUUGGACUGUGAGAAACCAGGAAUUUCUUGCCUCACCAUGCACUGUAACCUUAGCGCCCUCUCGAAAGAAGAAAGCCGAACUAUAGACAUUUACAUGCUACUGAACACAGAGAUAUUGAAGAAGGACAGCUCCUCAGUCCUCCAAUUCAUGACCCGAGCCAAGGUGAAGGUGGACCCUGCCCUCCGGGUAGUGGAAAUAGCCCAUGGGAACCCAGAAGAGAUGAUGGUGGUCUUCGAGGCCUUGCACAAUCUGGAACCCCGUGGCUACGUCGUGGGCUGGAUCAUCGCCAUCAGUCUUCUGGUGGGGAUCCUCAUCUUCCUGCUGCUCGCUGUGCUGCUCUGGAAGUUGGGUUUCUUUCGUCGAAGGUACAAAGAAAUUAUUGAAGCUGAGAAGAACCGAAAAGAAAAUGAAGACAGUUGGAACUGGGUCCAGAAAAACCAGUGACCUGCCGCACCAGUCAUAUGACCCAAUCCUUGAUUUGCCUGUUGUCCUUGAUCUUUGUAUCUUCCAUAUUUGGAAGAAAGAAUCUUCUCCAGAUUUUUCGGAGGCCCCACUGAUGCUGUUCUGGUCCUCAUCCUGUCAAGUCCAAGUGCCCACCUGAGGCAGCCGCUAUGGCUAGGUCACAUGACUCAAGCUGCCAUCACUUCCUUUGAAAGAUGAACUCUGAAUUUUGGGAAUCAAGCUACAGAGCCGAGCAAUAUUUAUGGAUGCAACAUGUGUGGUCAACCCUCAGGGGAAAACUGUUACCUAAAAGUAUUUUUAUAAAUAUAAACCUUUUAUACUGAUUAUGUCUUUAUAUUUGUACCAAUCAAUGUUUUAUUAUUUCUAUUAAAUACUUAUAUGAUUCACUCAAGCACUGAUUAUCUGGCCUGAAAUCUGGGAAAUACAUGUACAUUCAUACAAAUUUUGAAAGCGAGAAAAGCUUAUCAUACUUUGGAACUUGCUGUUAAAAAAGACUCAUGGAUGUGACCAUCUGAAGAAACCUCAUGUAAAAAAAAAAAAAAUCCACCAAGCGAAUGGUGCUGCCUGGAAACUGUGGUUGUGGCAAGACCCCAGGCAUUUCACAUUUCACUUCUUUAUUACCUGGAGUCAAGUUUGAAGUCACGUACUAAGAAGAAAAAAAAAAAAACUCAAGAAAUUCCUCAUAUGUACCUUUCAUUGGAAGAUUCUCAAUGGGAAUUUGGAUGGAAAAAAGAACCCUGGUUCCUAGCAACAGGUCUGCUCUACUUCACCUUUGUCCAACAGACAUCUCACCCUCCUUCCACUUGGAUUAGCAGAUGAAAUCUUGGAGCAAUGUCAGGGGGUCAUCUGGUAAACCUCAGAAUGGCAUCUCAUCCUGGACAACACACAUUAGAGUCCACAUACCACAAGGACGAAGCCUGCACCCACCUGGCAAAGACUUGUGUCUGAAUGCUGACUGCUGUGUCUGAACCUUUUCAUAGCAACCUGAAAUCAGACAUCUCCAUUUUCCCUGUCACUCCUGUUGUCCCAGCUAACAAUUGCAGGUUCUUCCCCAGAGAUGACCAUUCACCCUGUUCUGGAGUCAGAUGCGCUACCAUUACGCGAUGAGGUCCUCCGUUCACUCUGUUCCGAGCAUAGUACUGGUGCCUUCCGCUCACUGCUGCACAUGUUGAAUUUUUGGCCUCCACUAGUCAAACUCUGGAUUUGGCAGUGAUCAUUAUCAGAAGCACUGUGCUGCUUAAUUUUAAGCAGUUUGAUUUUGUUAAAAAAAAAAAAAAAAUGCCAUGAGAUAAUGGAUAUCAUCUGGAUGCAUCUGGCCUGCAGAGAACACUCAAUAAGUGUUAGCAGCUCAGACUGCCGUUGUCACUGCUGCAUAGUCAGUUGAAAGGAGAGAAUGUGCGGCCAAAAGCAGAGGUCUAACAGGACUCCUUAGUGGCUGAUUACAGCCUGUUCAAAUCGCAGGUCGAAACAGAGGGCAUCAGAUCGGGAGGAAACAGGACCAGGCAGCUUCUCACAGGGUCUUGUUUACUCAAAGUUUACAUGUUGAGAGUCUGUGAGCAUGGUUGAGAAGACGCAGACCUCACCUUCAGGACAGCCAGGUGUUCUAUAUAUUGAUACAUUCUUGGCUAAUACGUGCAACUAGAUCUAACGUGUUGGCAAAAUUCCUCCAAGGAUGCUGGACAGUUGCAAAGCUGUCAGGGAACCUGUGACUUUGGGUUUCAUACUAGACAGUCAAUUAUUGUAGAAAUGGCUCACUUUCCUGGUGAACGCAGGGACAGAUAACAAAAUCCGGAGGGUCAGUGGCAUCAGUCAGGUUGAGCAAAGAAUGAAAUCAAGCGGUGUUGCUUCACCCCUGAAUGGAGGACACUACAGAGGAGAUUCAGGCAAAGAAAUCAGCUCACUCUCCGAGUUUGCCUGUGAGCUUUACAACAGUUAGACAAGUGGAUUUUAGCCAUUCACUUAACAGGCCUAGAGGGGCCAUUGCUGGGCAUGAGGCACUGCUAAAAGCUCGAGCUCACUACACCCACCCACUUACACACAAACACACACACACACACACACACGCACACACACGCACACCUUUCCAGGGGAGACAAACCUUCUUCUGAGGCCCUUCUGCAGUCUCCCUUUGACAGACUCUUUGUUCUUUGUGUCGUGUUUAAUAAGCCAUUUAGGAUUCUUACUUAGGUGGUGAUUCUGGGAUGGCUCCAGAGUGGCUUCAGCCAAAUGCCUUUAUCAGUCACUAGCCCCCUACAAAGAGGAAGAUAUUUCAGCAGCAGUGUUGUAGGGAAAAUCGAAGUUUCAUGGUUGCAUCUUCCAGAGUGGGGGAUGGAAGACUUCAUCUGAGGGAGGGCAGUGUCAGACACAGAGCUGGGAUCCGCCGAUGAUCCUGGAGACUUAAGUAUGGCUGGUCAUUAAGACUUCAUAAGGCAGGCGUUAUUUGGUGUGACCAAGAGCAAAUAUUGGGGGUUACUACAGGAACUCAUCUGGAGAAGGAUGUUGCCUCUAUGUGUCUGAUCAGGUGGGACUACAGAGACCAGGGAGAUUUAGCACAAUGAUAAGGGAAAGAAGCUAAGCACACAGCUGACCUACUCUGGCCAGAUCCAAAGCUCUCAAUAAUCUCUCAGGGGAAGCAGAGAAGGUGGCUUGGUAUAGCUAUGUUACUUCCUUAGAAUAUUAAAAUUCCACAGUGAAUUCCUUCCUGCUUCUGUGGGUUUGCUGUGGAAUUCUAUAAGAUAUUCUCUUUGCAUGUUAUUGUUAUUUCAGUCUAUUUCAACUUUAAAUUAUGUAUUCAUAAUACAUAACUGUCAGAAGGUAAAAAGGAUCUCUGUAGAAAAUGAGUAAUUGCCCUUUUUAAAAAAAUGAUUCCCUUAUGCUCAAUUUCUACUAGUCUCAGCAAGUUUGGAGCACCCUCAGAGUGAGUUCUAGAACUGGCAAAGAAGAGCCCAGGAAAUGUAGGGACAAGAAGAGACUACUAGAAGUAAGUAGACACACUGCCUUUAAAGCCAUUACCAGGCAAAACGUCCAGAAUCACUUCCUUCUGUGGUCACAAGGCUUUCCCAGCCAGUUCUUCAAGAAAAUUCCAUCAGCAUCACCAGGAGUAUUUCGAAAUAUAACAAACGUUUUAGAAAGUCUGCCAUAGAAUCGUGUGUAGUCUACAAUACUUGGUCAAAGGCAUGGAGACUGAAGACCAGUAAGGGCCAGGGAUGUAGCUCAGUGGUAGAACACAAGAUCUACAUGUAUGAGGACUUGGGUUUGAUCCCCAGCAUUCUCCCCCACCCCCGCCCCCCAAAACAGAACAGCAGCAUUCCUGGAAACUUGCUCUGCUAUACAGAGCAAUGACACAGAUAGUGGAGAAGAUUUUCUGAGACAAAGAAUGGCUGCAGGGAGACAACAGAGUUGGUAGGGCCCAAAUGGACCUUCUAGCAUAGCUUCUGACUUUCAUUCAGCACAUGGUGGUGGUGUGUUGGGGGGGCGGGGGGAGGGUGCUGAGCAAAUCCCCCUCGUGAUGCUAUGUUUUUGUAGCACAAGAUUUUGUGGUGGUUUUAGACAAAUAAUCAUUCUACUGUGCAUGACAUGAUUGGCAGUGUGAGUUUUGAAAAGCUUGGAGAGUGAUUAACUGCAUGGCAGGCACCCACACUAACUUCCUUCCCAGAACUCGACCAGCACACCCAGUUUGUUUUCCUUGAGGAAUUUUGCUGGGAAGGGUGUUGUUCCCCCUCACAGAGUCACGUGUAUUUAAGCCUAAGCUGUCACUUCUAACUCACUUGCACUGUUUGGGAAAUACAGGUUUACAAAUAAUAAUAAUACAUGUUUGGAAUUAAAAAGAAAAUGGCUAUAAAUGGUUGAA
Molecule: messenger RNA, 7230 nt
Organism: Erinaceus europaeus (western European hedgehog)
Lineage: Eukaryota; Metazoa; Chordata; Mammalia; Eulipotyphla; Erinaceidae
Gene: ITGA9
Product: integrin subunit alpha 9
Exons: 30
Coding region: 255-3362 (1035 amino acids)
Biological process (GO): cell-cell adhesion; cell-matrix adhesion; integrin-mediated signaling pathway
Cellular component (GO): integrin complex; external side of plasma membrane
Molecular function (GO): integrin binding
Source: RefSeq, a predicted model, not a curated record